Messenger RNA from Panicum virgatum (switchgrass), 1457 nucleotides. Its product is annotated as cyclin-D1-1-like. Gene Ontology annotation, cellular component: cytoplasm; cyclin-dependent protein kinase holoenzyme complex; nucleus. Gene Ontology annotation, biological process: mitotic cell cycle phase transition; regulation of cyclin-dependent protein serine/threonine kinase activity. The record is from RefSeq and is a predicted model, not a curated record. Bases 153 to 1184 code for a protein of 343 amino acids. Lineage: Eukaryota; Viridiplantae; Streptophyta; Magnoliopsida; Poales; Poaceae. The transcript has 6 exons. Gene Ontology annotation, molecular function: cyclin-dependent protein serine/threonine kinase regulator activity.
ACGCACAGCCGCCCCCGCCCACCACUUCAUACCAGCUUGAGGAAUCGAAGUACACCACAUUAUACUACUACGACAGCGCCUCCCAGCCGCCGGUAUCGGGGCAGGGAUGAUGGGCGCCUGCAGCGUUGCGAGGAGGCGAUGAGGGUGUCGACAUGAUGCGCGAGCCGGCGGCGGCCAUGCCGUGCUGCGGCGACGACGACGCGCUCCUCCUGUGCGGCGAGGACGCGGGCGAGCUGCUGGAGCUGGAGCAGCGCGACGGCGACUCGGGGCGACAGGCCUGCUGCUGGGCCGACGGCGGCGGCUUCCGUGAGCUGCAGCUGGUGCCCGAGGAGGACGACUUCCCGGACGUGUCCGUCACCUGGGAUGCGGCGUGCUCGCCGGCGGCGGGAUGCCCCGGCAGGCCGAGGAGCGACGUCGACCGGCCGACCGGCUGGGCGGAGUCCGUGUCCUGGAUCCUCAAGGCCCGGUCGUACCACGGCUUCCAGCCGGCGACGGCCUACCUCGCCGUGAGCUACAUGGACCGGUUCCUGUCCUCCCGGAGCCUGCCGGUAAGUGGGACCCACCCUCUCAAGGAUUAUGGAUGGGCGUUUCAGUUGCUAUCUGUGGCCUGCUUGUCUCUGGCUGCCAAGAUGGAGGAAACCUCAGUACCUCCCCUCCUGGAGCUUCAGUGUCAGCAGAUUGAGAGCACCGGCUACAUUUUCGAACCGGGGACGGUUCAAAGGAUGGAGCUCUUCGUCCUCGCCGAGCUGGAUUGGAGGCUCCGGUCUCUUACACCUUUUGCGUUCAUCAAUCUUUUUGCUUGCAAGGCAGAUUCGUCAGGAAGAUGCACAAGAAGUCUGGUCUUGAGAGCAUGCCAAAUUACUAUCAAUGCAAUCCAUGAAGCCGAGUUCCUGAACAACUGCCCUGCAUCAAUGGCAGCCGCCGCCGUGUUGAGCGCAGUAACUGAAAUACCAGGCAUGUCGUGCGUGAGCAUCAGCCCGGAGACAGCAGCUUCAUGGUGCCCGGGCCUGACUGAGGAAGGGAUUAGUAGUUGCUACCAGCUACUGCAGCAACUCGUACCAGUGAUCAAGACGACAAGGAGGAAGAUACUUGCAUCGGAUCUGCUGAGGUCAAUGCCUUCAUCAGUAAGCUCGGCUUCACCAAGCAAAAGACGCAAGAUUAAUGGCUGCUUCCGAGAGGAGUGACAACACAAUCCAGUUCUUUGCUGCCCUUAGUGUUAAUCCCCCGGCAUUAUCUGUUACUAGAUGAGUCUGUUCCUCUUUUUUCCUCUCUCCGUUGCUGUUGUGCUUCAAGUCCUGAGUAGCUAAAAUAAAAUAGAUUUUUUGUAGUUUAUUCACCAAAAUAAAGGAACAUUUAUAUUUGGACAUAAAUGUGGGGGCUACAGAACGAAACCUGCUGCAUGAUGAAUUCAGGGGGACCAUUAGAGCAAUAACAACUAGUGAAUUACUUUUCGGAAA